Molecule: messenger RNA, 747 nt
Organism: Phragmites australis (common reed)
Lineage: Eukaryota; Viridiplantae; Streptophyta; Magnoliopsida; Poales; Poaceae
Exons: 2
Coding region: 1-747 (248 amino acids)
Source: RefSeq, a predicted model, not a curated record
AUGAACUCCUCAGAUUCGGAGGAAAUGAUGAUGUUCUCCUCGGAUUCGAGUGACGAGGAGGACGAGCUGUUUGUGCUUAUUGCCAUCGAGGAGGAAGAAGCAGGAGCUACGCGUCGUAGCAGGCAGCGUGGGUCCAUGCCCGGCCAUGCGGUUAUAGACUGGCAACACCGUGAAGGUGCUGCUAGGCUGUACAACGACUACUUCGCCGACAACCCUGUGUACGGUGAUAUCCUGUUUCGUCGGAGGCUUAUCGAUGGGAGUGCCCCACCUGUGUCAUACAGCAUAAAUGGUAACAGGUACGACAUGGGAUACUACCUCGGCGAUGGCAUAUACCCCGAAUGGGCGACCAUAGUGAAGGCAAUUCCUGCUCCACGAGGCAACAAGAGCAUCCAUUUCUCCGCGAUGCAAGCUGCUCUCCGCAAGGAUGUCGAACGUGCAUUUGGUGUGUUGCAAGCUAGGUUUGCUAUUGUUCACGGACCGGCUAGAGUAUGGGAUCAGUCUACAUUGUACAAUAUCAUGACCGCCUAUGUUAUUAUGCACAACAUGGUAAUUGAGGACGAGCGUGGUAUCGCUUCCCCAGUGCAGGUGUUCGACUUCAUGGGGGAACCAACUCAAGUCCAUCGAAGUGGUGACGAAGGUGUCCUGCAUUAUGUCGAAACAAUUCAAGCUAUCCGCAACCGUGCAGUGCACCGCCAAUUGCGUGCUGACCUUGUGGAGCACCUUUGGAGUAUUCAUGGAGCACGGUAG